Amphibalanus amphitrite is the source of this 1524-nucleotide messenger RNA. RefSeq names its product methylglutaconyl-CoA hydratase, mitochondrial-like. Gene Ontology annotation, biological process: fatty acid beta-oxidation. The record is from RefSeq and is a predicted model, not a curated record. Gene Ontology annotation, cellular component: mitochondrion. The coding region runs from base 194 to 1084 and encodes 296 amino acids. Lineage: Eukaryota; Metazoa; Arthropoda; Thecostraca; Balanomorpha; Balanidae. The transcript has 2 exons. Gene Ontology annotation, molecular function: enoyl-CoA hydratase activity.
AUAAUAGCUGGUCAGUUGCUGACAGAUAUUGCGCGUCUGUUACGAACUACUGUCUUGUGCACUUUGUGUGCACUGUGCAGCUUGUGCCAAGCUUGUGCAUUGUAAAAUGCAGCAAUAGAAAAAAAAACAUAGGCGAGGAGCUGGGGUAAUCUGUUUUCAUCGUAUUUCAUCUAUUAAAGAUCCAUUGGCCGACAUGCUGCUGCGGCCACUGCUACACGUGCGCUGUUGCGCGCCGGCUGCGAGGCUGGCCACUGGUCUCCGCUGCGCCUCCUCUUCAGUAGCCUCCACGGAGCUGAGCGUCGACUACCUGCUCGGCGAGCGGGCCGGCAUCGUGGCCAUCUCUAUGAACCGACCCGCCGCCAAGAACGCCAUCAGCCGCGGCCUUCUGGCCGCCAUGACAGAGGCUGUGAGCAGUGUGCGCUUUGACCGCACAGUGCGAGCCGUCAUCAUCCGCAGCCUGGUACCGGGAGCCUUCUGCGCAGGGGCGGACCUCAAAGAGCGCGCCAAAAUGCGGCCGGAAGAGGUGGCGCCGUUUGUUUCCCGCGCGCGCGCUCUGAUGUCGGAGCUGGAGAAUCUGCCGAUGCCGGUGAUCGCUGCACUGGACGGCGCUGCUCUUGGGGGAGGUCUCGAGAUGGCGCUCGCGUGUGACCUCCGCGUGGCGUCAAGCUCGGCGAAGCUCGGCCUCGUGGAGACCAAGCUGGCAAUCAUCCCUGGCGCGGGUGGCACCCAGCGCCUUCCUCGACUAGUUGGUCCAGCGCGCGCCAAGGAACUCAUGUUCACGGCUGCUGUUUUGGAUGGAAAUCAAGCUGCGCGGAUUGGUCUGGUCGAUCACGCUGUACCACAAACAGACGCCGGUGACGCUGCGUAUCAGAAAGCCGUUCAGAUCGCCGAGAGGAUCCUCCCCAACGGGCCUGUUGGUGUGCGAAUGGUGAAAAAGGCGGUGAAUCUGGGGAUGCAGAUGGAUUUGGCAUCGGGACUGGCUGUCGAAGAGGCGUGUUACGCGCAGGUUAUACCUACCAAGGAUCGUAUCGAGGGCCUCACUGCGUUCAAGGAGAAGCGCGUGCCAAAUUACACAGGCGAAUAAGGAGUUACAGGGUUGUUUUGACUUUUGCACUUUGAAAAGAAGCAGUCUGUCAAGCUGAGAGCUGAGAUCUGGUAAGUGCGAGGUUGGGAGAGGGGCGUACUUUGAGCUUGCUAACUGGUGUGUGGUGCAGUGUGAGAUUUGUCACGUGACUUAGCGAUGCAGUAUGUGACUUGUCAUGUGACGUAGCGGGUGCAGUGUGUGACCUAGCACGUGACGUAAUCGGCAGCCCGUGUUCAGGUUGUGAGCGGUCCGGCGAGAAGUGAGCUUUGUUUUGAAGAGAGAUUGGGUUUGAAGCUGGCGAUCGCUAACUCUAGGAACAGCGCUGAGCGCAUAUUUGUAUUCGCAUUACCAUAUUGCCUGAUUAUGGCCUAUUUUGUGAUAGAUAAAGUAACUAUUUACAGAUGAAGUCACGGUUCAAAAUAAAAUGUGUGUAACUUUAC